AUGGCUCCCAACGCUCACGCCAACAUUCUCACUGACUCGAUCAAGCCUGAAGAACUUGAGGUCGCCAACCUCUUCGACGUCAGCGGCCGCGUUGCUAUCGUGACCGGAGGAGGUACUGGUCUUGGCCUCGUUACGGCGCAGGCGCUUGCGCAGAAUGGAGCCAAGGUCUACAUCUCCGGCCGCCGGCUCGAGGUCCUCCAGAAGGCGGCGUCGUUCAAGCCAACCAAGGGCAACGGAGAGAUCAUCGCGAUCCAGGCCGAUCUGAACAGCAAGGAGGCUAUCCUUGGUAGGCUAGUCUUAUAUGCCCAGGCAGCUAAAGCUCAGAGUUCCGGAGGAAGAUCGAGGAGAAGGAGAACAGACCACGGCGUGUACCUCUCUGACAUCUCCCUGAAGGAUGCCCCCCAGACGGCCGAGGGUCUCUCAAAGGCCGCGCUCGAGGGCGAGACUUUCGACUCCUGCAUCAACGUGACGAGUGUGCACUUCACCACGUUCGCCUUCCUCCCCCUCCUCGCUGCGGCGAGGGAGGUCGGCGGCGCCCCCGAGCCUGGAAACGUCAUCAACAUUGCCUCUAUCAGCGGCAUCACGUAUACCUCGCAGGGCGGCCAGUUCUCGUACAACUCCACCAAGGCGGCGACGGCGCACCUCUCGCGCAUGAUGGCGACCGAGUUCGUCCGCCGCGGCCUUGACAUCCGUGUCAAUGUCAUUGCGCCCGGAUACUUCCCCUCGCACGGAUGGGGACAGGAGGACCACUGGCUCGAGAAGUACGGUAUUCCCCUGCGCCGCGUCGGAAACGCUAUCGACUACGCGCAGCUGGUUAUCAGCCUUGCUGUUAACAAAUACAUCACUGGCGACGUCGUCGAGAUCGACGGCGGAUGGCUCCUUAAGCAGGAAUCGUUCCGAGUUAGACCUUUGGCAGCCACGACACGUGCACUCGCCAAGCGCGCCAAGCGUAGCACCACUAGCAGCGCCGCUAAGACGACGCUCCGUUCUAACAUCGCAGUGAUCAGCGCACAGCUGGGCAAGACGAUGGAGGCGUCGGAGGCGCUGCUGCUCCCUGUGUCCUAUCUCCUCGUUGACGCGACGCGAUGCAACGCGAUCGAAGACUUUACUCACCUUCCCCAUGACGUUCUCAUCUUCUCAACUUCCCACUCAAAAUCCAGCACAACGACGGUCAAAGACAUGAUCACGAACGGCUCGACUUCAUCUAUGCCGACGACGGGCUCCGGCACCCCUUCCACCCUCUCCCGCACCGGGACUGCCGCCGCUGGAUGCCGGUCAGGAAGCACGGUGACUAUCUCUGGUGCGUUGAGGCUCUUUCGAGAUCAAGACUGA
Molecule: messenger RNA, 1332 nt
Organism: Trichosporon asahii var. asahii CBS 2479
Lineage: Eukaryota; Fungi; Basidiomycota; Tremellomycetes; Trichosporonales; Trichosporonaceae
Exons: 9
Coding region: 1-1332 (443 amino acids)
Molecular function (GO): oxidoreductase activity
Source: RefSeq, a predicted model, not a curated record